Condylura cristata (star-nosed mole) is the source of this 1534-nucleotide messenger RNA. It is a transcript of the gene PGF, whose product is annotated as placental growth factor. The coding region runs from base 317 to 829 and encodes 170 amino acids. The transcript is spliced from 7 exons. Gene Ontology annotation, molecular function: vascular endothelial growth factor receptor binding; growth factor activity; chemoattractant activity. The record is from RefSeq and is a predicted model, not a curated record. Gene Ontology annotation, biological process: positive regulation of mast cell chemotaxis; positive regulation of protein phosphorylation; vascular endothelial growth factor signaling pathway. Gene Ontology annotation, cellular component: membrane. Lineage: Eukaryota; Metazoa; Chordata; Mammalia; Eulipotyphla; Talpidae.
CUUCACCCCACGAGAGGACCUGAGGUGGCCAGGGGCGCCCGACGGAACCUCCCCAGGGACCCGCCAGCCCCACACCACAACGCCCCGCCACGUCCGGCACCUCGGCAUCAGGCUCCCCAGACACAGCCUUACCUGCGGGCUCCACACUCCCCAGGGCUUCAAGAGGAUGCUUGGACCGCCGGCGGGGACUUCGGGGCAGGAGUGAGGGGGGCUCUGGGCCCCCAUUCAGCUCCUUUCCUCCUGAGUCAGGGCUCCCCCAGCGGGGUGAGCAUGGUGGUUUUCCCUCCGAGCCCCCUGAUUUGGGACGUCUGAGAAGAUGCCUGCCAUGAGGCUGCUUACUUGCUUCCUGCAGCUCCUGGCUGGGCUGGCGCUGCCCGCAGUUCCCCCCAAGCAGUGGGCCUUGGCUGCUGGGAACGGCUCAUCAGAGUUGGAAGUGGUGCCUUUCCAGGAAGUGUGGGGCCGCAGCUACUGCCGGGCCCUGGAGAGGCUGGUGGACAUCGUGGCCGAGUUCCCCAGUGAGGUGGAGCACAUGUUCAGCCCGUCCUGCGUCUCCCUGCUGCGCUGCACCGGCUGCUGCGGGGAUGAGAACCUGCACUGUGUGCCGGUGGAGACGGCCAACGUCACCAUGCAGCUCCUGAAGAUCCGCUCUGGGGACCCGCCCUCCUACGUGGAGCUGACGUUCUCUCAGCACGUGCGCUGCCAGUGCAGGCCUCUACGGGAGAAGAUGAAGCCAGAAAGGAGGAGACCCAAGGGCAGGGGGAAGAGGAAGAGAGAGAAGCAGAGACCCACAGACUGCCACCUGUGCGGUGACACUGUUCCCCGGAGGUAACCAGCCCCACGGAGGAGAGACCCCACACCCGGCUCGUGUAUUUAUUACCGUCACACUCUCAGUUACCUCCCUGCGGGCACCUGUCCUCUAUUUAUUAGCCAAUUGUAUCCCUGCUGAAUGACUCGCUCCCUCCAAGCUGAGGGGCAGGGAGGCAUAGGACCCUCAGGAAUUCUGUGCCUUAAACAGAACGUGAGAGAAAGAAAGAAGGCAGCCACAUACCGCGUGCGCUUCAGCUGGGGAAGAAGUAGGCCCUGUGGCUUUGUGACGGGCAGGCCAGGCCCCAGAAACCCCACAGGUCUCCAGAGAGCCAGAGAGAGAAGGAGAGGGGGACCCAACUCGCGUUGCUGGCUGGGGCUCUGCCCUCCAGCAGCCCUGGCUGUGGGAGUCCGGCUGGGCGGGGAACAGGUGGGCUGGAAGGUCUGUCCACCUCCCCCUCUUGGCUGCCCUGCGCCCUGAGACCAGAAUGUUCAGCUCUGGAGAACAGUCGUUGCCUGGGGGCCUCUACCACCCCUCAUCCCCUCUGGUCUCUCCUCACAUCUUGCCACUGCUUGUGCUGGGACAUUGUUCUUUCUGGCCACGGCACCACCAUCAUGCCCCCUCAGGGACACAGGCAAAGAGCGGGCCCCAAGCUGGACGCGGAACAAACUGCCCACCCCCCAUGGCUGUCUGACUGCCAAGCCAGUUUCUCUUGAAUAAAGUAUUCUA